CUCAGCUCUUUGGCACGAGGCCUCUCUGUGAAGAAUGGUGGCUUCCUCUUUCCGCUAUGGGGUGACCAUCACCGGGGCCGUGCUGCUGGUGACGGGGACAUUGUGCUUCGCCUGGUGGAGUGAUGGGGAGAUGGGCGCCGUGGCCAGCAGCGGGACUCAGCUGGUGCCUCCCCGGGAAGCCCACAUGAUGCCCAGCUCCUCCUCGUCCAACGCGCUGCUCCGCUCCGUCAGCUUCUUCUGCUGCGGCAUCGGCGGCAUCCUGCUCCUCUUCGGGCUGCUGUGGUCCGUGAAGGCCAAUGCCAGGGUGGUGUCCCGACGCUACCAGUACCACUUCCCCAGGGACCUCCAGUACUUCACUGCGGAGCCCCUUGAGAAAUGGAACUGCAGCGGCUGGGAUGCCAGCGCCAUCCCCAGCUACGAGGAGGCCCUGAGCUGCCGGCCGGCCCCUGGCGCCCCGGUCUACGUGCGGCCGCCGUCGCGCAAGGAGGGGUGUCCUGAGAGCUCGGGGUGA
Molecule: messenger RNA, 511 nt
Organism: Tinamus guttatus (white-throated tinamou)
Lineage: Eukaryota; Metazoa; Chordata; Aves; Tinamiformes; Tinamidae
Source: RefSeq, a predicted model, not a curated record